Messenger RNA from Branchiostoma floridae (Florida lancelet), 3742 nucleotides. Its product is annotated as solute carrier family 13 member 5-like. Gene Ontology annotation, molecular function: transmembrane transporter activity. The record is from RefSeq and is a predicted model, not a curated record. Bases 247 to 2298 code for a protein of 683 amino acids. Gene Ontology annotation, biological process: monoatomic anion transmembrane transport. Gene Ontology annotation, cellular component: membrane. The transcript has 17 exons. NCBI's taxonomy places the organism in Eukaryota, Metazoa, Chordata, Leptocardii, Amphioxiformes, Branchiostomatidae.
UGGUAGCCUCAAGUAAAGGUUGUUUUGGUUUAGAGUGUUGAGGUGAGAGCCGCUGACGAAAACCGGUUUGGUGCUGGAAGAACUUUCAGCAGGUGGUAACCAACUAAAACGUUAAGUUUGAUCUACUUCAGCUCCGUCUUGAGCUGUUGAGGCUGCUGAUUUGAAAGAAGAAGUCUUGACCGUUACCACAAAACAGCGAACUUUUCUCAGGUCGACGUCUCAAAACUUUGAAGACGCUCCAGCAAGAUGGCGCCCAGGAUCGUCAAGGAGUUGUUGUCCUUUUGGAAGUCUAUCGUCUUCCUCCUCACACCAGUACUUUUGUGCCCGCUCCCGAUUUACUUCGCCUCCACGCAAUACAGCAAGAUUGCAGCCUGUGCCUAUGCUGUGAUCAUCAUGGCAGUGUACUGGACAACAGAAGUUCUUCCUUUGGCUGUCACUGCUCUUCUUCCCAUCAUUCUGUUUCCCAUGCUUGGGGUCCAGUCAUCGAAGGAUGUCUGUAUCAACUACUUAAAGGACAACAAUUUUCUGUUUGUUGGAGGAUUGCUGGUUGCUGUGGCCAUAGAAAAGUGGAAUCUCCACAAGAGGAUCGCACUGAGGGUUUUGCUGACUGUUGGUUCUGAACCAAGAUGGUUGAUGUUAGGAAUGAUGUCAGCCACAGCAUUCUUGUCCAUGUGGAUCAGCAACACAGCAACAACUGCCAUGAUGGUCCCCAUCGCACAGGCCAUCCUGACGGAGUUACUGAGGGAGACAGGAAAGGACAAACCUGAAGAGAGAAGGAUGCUGCCUCCUGACGGGAAAACAGGAGGAGGGGAGGAUGGAGAGGCACUCAAACUCAAGGAGAUAAGAAUGGAGGAAGGUGACCAUGACUUUGUUGAAGAUGACACGACAAUGGCAGAAGACCAGGAAUUAUUGCUUCAUCAUUUACAAAAACAGUUGCAGAGCAGCUCAGCAGAUAGUGGUGACAGGAUGAGCAAGGGUCUGCUGUUGUGUAUUUGUUACGCUGCCAACAUCGGAGGUACCGCCACCCUGACUGGUACAGGCCCCAACCUGGUCAUCACACAGGCUGUGGACACACUGUUCCCCAACGGUCCAGGCAUUGACUUUGUGACCUGGUUCUCCUUCGGCUUCCCUGCUAUGAUUCUGGCCCUUCUCCUGGCCUGGAUCUGGCUUCAGUGUAUGUUUCUGGACUGCAGUUGUCUGCUGGGAUGCAUUAAGCAGAGAGGGUGCAAGGGCAGAUGUAAACGAGACCGGGACAAUGCUGCCUAUAAGGUCAUCAGGAGACAAUACGAUGAGCUGGGACCUGUGUCGUUUCCAGAGAAAGUUGUUCUCCUCCACUUUGUCUUGCUGGUGCUCCUGUGGUUUUUCCGGGACAUGAAGUUUGUGAAACUGGAGAAUGGGCGGGCUGCUGGAUGGACCUACUUCUUUGUGAAAGGCUACAUGACAGAUGCAGCCACAGGUAUCAUGGUCGCCAUCUUCCUGUUCUUCUGGCCGUCCAAACCUCCCAACUUCAUGUGCUGCAGACAGAAAAGAGACACCCGUCCAGCGGAGCCUGCCCCGCCCAUCCUAGAUUGGGCCACGGUACAUCAGAAGAUGCCCUGGAGUGUCGUCAUCCUCCUGGGAGGAGGGUUUGCACUCGCAGAUGGAGUCAAGGCUUCUGGCCUCUCGGACUGGAUGGGACAAGGCUUCCAAACAUUUGCAGGGUUUCCCGUGGUCGCCCUAGCUCUCAUCAUUUGCGUCAUUGUGGCCUUCAUAACAGAGUUCACCAGCAACACGUCUACUGCUGCCAUCUUUCUGCCUAUCCUCGGAAAACUGGUAUCAGGCCUGUCUAUGUGGCUGAGUGAGGCAUUUACUAGUCUUGCUGGAGUGCCUCCCGCUGUCGUUGCACUGGUUGUAUCCAUCAUUGUGGCCUUCAUAACUGAGUUCACCAGUAAUGUUUCCACAGCCUCCAUCUUUCUCCCCAUCAUUGGUAAAAUGGCUGAGGGUAUCUGUGUCCACCCUUAUUACCUAAUGAUCCCGGCAACCAUCGCCUGUUCUUUUGCCUUCAUGCUACCAGUGGCGACACCGCCCAAUGCCAUUGUUUUCUCGUAUGGGCGCAUCAAAGUGUUUGACAUGGCCAAGUGUGGCUUCAUGUUGAACCUGGGCUGUAUCCUGGUGCUCACUUUCGCCAUCAACACCUACGGGAUCCCCUUGUAUGGCCUCAGCACGUUCCCAUCCUGGGCCACCUGUGCUGCUGGUGGGGUCACCCUGCUGGGCCCUGCCAAUGUCACGGGGCUUCCUGCUAAUGUUACUCUGGGGUAAAGCUGUUCCAGAUGGCCACUCGACAACUAGUAUCUUCAAAAUGAAAAACAUCGUCCUUCACCGGCUUCUCUGUGGGCAUUGCUUGCAGCAUGCUUACAAGCUUCCUGGCAUAUAUUCCUUUCCCAGCGUAUUUGUGAAUUGACUUCCCCCAUCACCGCCCCAAAAAGCACAAUCCCGCCCCACAACAACUUACACUAAAUGCCAAGGCCUACAGAGAAGCCGGUGAAGGAGGCUAAAAUUUGUCCGUGCAACACAAACUUGGAGGGUUCACACAUUGCUUUGUGUUAGUAGAUCACUUCCAGAUAUAUUUCUGUUUUGCAUUUUAAGCACUCUCAAAAGACAAUUGGUGUGGUGUUGUAGCAUUUUACAGCUGGUUUCCUAAGUGCAUUGCUUGUAGAAAAUGUUUUAUCAGGAAGUUCUGCAUUGUGUUACACUUUUUGCUAACGAUACACUGUUACAUGCUUCCUCAAGCUCAGACUUUCAUUAAACAAGCUGUGUACAUAGCACCCCCUAACAAGCUUUUAAGGAAACACAAUCAAUUCUAAGUAUGUAGUGUUAAGAUUUUACACUUUAUUAAUAUGUUUAUGUAUUGGUUUUUACUAUUAACUGUUUUAAUGUGCUGUAUUGUUUCUAGUGCUUCUUUAAGGAUGAGACAACUGAAUGUUUGGCAGGGUUGUGUACCCAAUGCCUUGGUAGAAAUAAGGAUAAUCUAAGCCAUUUGAACAACUACACAUCACAUAUUUUACCUUAUUCAUCUUGGGUCAACCCGGUGUGCAUUGCACUCAAAGUGCACUUAGCUCGUUUGAAAUUUUAAAGCCCUGAAUUUUGUAGCAGCAGCUAUAUGUAUGAUAUACAGUUUUAUCAUGUUUUCACAUUUUGAUAGGUGGUGACAUCUAACAAGUGUAAUGUUUUUAAUUUCUGACAUACUCUAUACUAAUGUGACAGAGAUUAUUUUUGCAAGGAGAAACAUGCUGACAAUCAUGUUAUUCAGACAAUCAUGAUAAAAUUGUGAGAACUAACAGAUAGGAACUGAAAAUUGUUGCAUACCGGUACUUUCUAUAGAAACUCAUGUAUAUCAAAGAAUAGUUUUUCUUGUGUGAAACUAACAAGUGCAAGAUGGUCAUUAGAAAUCGUUUUUGAAAGGAGAAACGCAAUUAUGUUGGUUUAGAUCUUGUUAAGAGGAUGACUAGACAAACAGAUUUUAUCUUCUUAAUUGUCAAUCCUGCUUGACUUAAUCCUAUUUCUAAUAUAAUAAUCUUAUCAUCAUGUGUGUGAGUUUGUGUCUCUACAUUGUACAACUGUAAUGUGACAUGGCAAUGUUAUUUCUAAUGAGUAAUUGCAAGAUAACUAUGACACUAUUUUUCUAAAUACUAGCAGACUAAGCUACUUUUAUGUUUUCAUCAUAUGAGAAAAAAAACAGAUUUAUAAACUCAGCCCAGAUGAA